Colossoma macropomum (tambaqui) is the source of this 3840-nucleotide messenger RNA. Its product is annotated as testican-2-like. Lineage: Eukaryota; Metazoa; Chordata; Actinopteri; Characiformes; Serrasalmidae. The record is from RefSeq and is a predicted model, not a curated record. The coding region runs from base 115 to 1392 and encodes 425 amino acids. Gene Ontology annotation, molecular function: calcium ion binding; protein binding. The transcript has 11 exons.
CUCGUGCUGGAGAGAUCACAUUAUCGCUCUCCUUACCGUUGGCAGAGCCGUGUCUAUCUGAGGGAAGCCUGCGGGAGAGAAAAGGCUGCUUUUGCCCCACGCAUCACCCCACUGAUGGCCGGGAUGAGAAAUCUAGUGUGCCUUCAGCUUCUGGCGCUAACCUUGGCCGGGUCUUCGACGCAGGCUGAUGGCAAGAGUGGCAAAGAGGCAGGGAAUGCGGGCAAUUUCAUGGAAGACGAGCAAUGGCUGGCCACCAUAUCCCAGUACAGCCCGAAGAUAAGGCACUGGAACCGUUUCAGAGACGAAGUGGAGGAUGACUACGUCAGAACUGUGGAAGAUCCCCAGGGUUCUGAAGAAAGUGUGGACACGACCAAGGACCCAUGUCAGAAGGUGAAAUGCAGCCGGCACAAAGUGUGCGUGGCCCAGGGCUAUCAGCGAGCCAUGUGCAUCAAUCGCAAGAAACUGGAGCACAGGGUCAGACAGCCUGGACUGAAGCCUCAUGUAAACUGUAAACAAUGCCAACUGUCCACAUCAAACCCUGUGUGUGGAUCUGACGGACAUAACUACGCUUCACAGUGUAAGAUGGAGCAGCAGGCGUGUUUGAGUGGUAAGGAGUUGAGUGUGAAGUGUGCAGGACCGUGUCCUUGUGUUAGUGAGGCUAUACCAAAACCAGAGACAGAUACAGUGUCUGCUCCCAAACCAGAAAGCUGCACAGGUCAGGACUUGGCUGAUUUGGGAGACAGACUCAGGGAUUGGUUCCAGCUUCUCCAUGGCAACGCUAAAACGAAUAAUUCUGGUAGACAGGGAUCAGGAACAGCAUCAGUGUUUGAGAGGAACUUGGUGGCAGGCUGUAAGGACUCUAUUGGCUGGAUGUUCUCUAAGCUGGACACCAGUAAUGAUUUAUACCUGGACCACUCAGAGCUGGCUGCGAUAAACUUGGAGAAGUACGAAGUGUGCAUCAGACCCUUCUUCAACUCCUGUGACUCGUACAGAGAUGGCAAGGUCUCCACGGCUGAGUGGUGUCUCUGCUUCUGGAGGGAGAAACCACCCUGUCUGGCUGAGAUUGAGAGGAUCCAAGUGCAGGAGGCAUCUAAGAAGAAACCAGGUGUGUACAUCCCCAGCUGUGAUGAGGAUGGCUACUACAAGAAGCUGCAGUGUGACCAGAGCCGAGCAGAAUGCUGGUGUGUUGACCCGCACGGCAAUGAGGUCAGCGGAUCCCGUGUUCAUGGCAACCCUGACUGCAAUGAGUUAGUGGGCUACUCUGGGGACUUUGGCAGUGGCGUAGGAUGGGAGGAUGAAGAAGAGAAAGAAACAGAGGACAAUGGAGAGGAAGCUGAGGAGGAAGAGGAGGCAGAGCCUGCAGAGACUGACGAUGGAGGAUACAUCUGGUAGAAAAUAUUCACAAUUGUCAUCAUGCCUGUCCUCCACGAAGACCGUCUGUCGAAAUCAGUAUUCAUUCAUUUUAAGUCUUGCUUGGUUGAAGCUUUUGGAAAGGCUGAACAGGUGAUCUGACACAUAUUUGAUAUGCAUUUAAUCUUUUCUUUCUUCUAAAUAGCAAAAAAUUACACGAAACCAGACCUACACAGCUGUAUCCAUAAAUGAUCACAGUUUUUUCUAAACACAUGAAACUGAUCAGGUGCACAACAUAAGCAAAACAAUCCAAUUCGAACCUCUAAGCAUUAAAACCUGCUGCUUAUCGUAGCCUAUGACUGCCUAAUUUGCUGAGUAUAAUGUGUUAAUUGUUGGUUUCUUGAAAUCUAAAACUCAUGCUGGUCCUUUGUGGAUAGGACUUUCGCUGCUGCUAAAAGCAGAACUAGAGAAAUCACUCACUGCAUCUGAAAACUACUGAAGAGCUUAGCAAACUGGGCUAAGGAGCAGUGCAGAAACUCUGUGGGAGGGGAAUGUAGAGGGACAGGGACAGGUUUUGUCCUAAUUAUGUGUCAUGUUUUCUUUGCUUGUAUAAUAUCUACACAGAACGUGGACGUGCUGUGCUAGGGAAAAAACACUAGUCUAAACUACUCAUUGUUAUUAAUGGAAUCUUUUUCAAUUUAAUUUAUUAAAAAUACAUUUCCAUUACAGACAAACAGUAACAUGAAGUUGCCUCAGUAGAUUUCACAUUAUAGGACAGCUUCUCUGUUCAUCCUGGUCUACAGUGAAGGUCCAUCCACAGCCUCUACAGUACGUCUAUGUCUGCUACCUCUGAAGUCACCUAUAAUAGAAGCAAAUCUAACGCUGUCUAGAGGUAGCUGAGUAGGGACACAUAUCUAGAAUCAGGGGUCAGAUGUUUCAAACUUUCAGAUAACUACAAUAAAUUUCAGUUUCUCAAGGAUAGGAAUCACUAUAAUCACAAAUACAACUUCAUAUACUCGUACAUACACAUUAUCCAGCUUUAAGAAACAUUCUUCACAGUCUCUCCCUCUAAUGAUGAAUGUGCCAUGUGUUUUGGUUGCUUGAAUGUGCAUUUUCUUCUUGUUUUUCUUGCUUUGUGUAAACUGUACUUGAAAGCUUAUAUUUUCAAAGAUACUGAAGCUGUUUUUGUUCCCUGUAUACACCAUUUGCAAGAUAAAUUAAAUUGUUUUUAAUAUUGCAUGUUAGUUCAGAAGAAUGUACCUUUACUGUCUGAACACUGAAUACUAUGGCCCUCUAAUAUUCAAUACUCUUGUUCUUUUUCCAGCAAAUCUCCGGAAAAAUGAUCUCGUUAUGCUUAUAGGAUUAUGAUAGACAGUAAGAUUUACAUGGUGACAUCAGUAAAGUCCAAACAAAAUGAGGGGCUGAAUCUUGAGAAAUGUUAUUGUGAAUAAUAUAUAUUAUUGAACUGUCUUUAGAUUGUAAUAUAUGUCUUUCAUUAAAUUAAAAUAUAUAUAUACUCUAUAUUGUAUGACAUUUCGAAGGGAAAUGAGGAAGGAAAUGGCCUUCGACAGAUUACUGCUGAAUUGAUCAACCUAGACAAAGUCUUUCAAAGUCACCCACUGUCAGCCGCAGGUUUAAAUUAGUUGAAAUGUUAAGCAGGAUCAGUUGUUCGCUGCCUGGACCCCAGGCUGGUGUUAUCAUAGCCCUAAGGAAUGAUAUUAAAAGAUGCCUGAGGAAUGAUAUUAAAAGUGAUGAACACAUCACGGAUGCCCUGCAACGCGUUCAUUAUAAUGAAACCAUUUCUGUUGUGAAUGUCAAAUUUUAAUGAGGCUCUCGUCUCCGUUUCUUUCAUGAGUCUGUUGAGAUAAAAAAGAAAAAAGAUCUUAAGCCUUCCACCACGCAACGUAUUGUAAAAUCUUUGGUGUCUGGUGCAAUUUAUUGUGGUCAUGCUAGCAGCAUCACAGUUUGUACAUCUGGAGUUGCUCUUGCAUUGUGGUCUGCAGUGCUGCUGGAUUUGGUUGAAUCAAUAACGGUAACGUAAAGCAGAAACGGCAGGGAAUCAGAGAGAGAGACAGCAGUUGGGAUUCUGUAGCGAUGUGCUUUCAUGCAGUCUAAAUUAAAGCAUGCUGGAGAGAGACGAGCAUGUAGUUCUGAGACACUGUGCACAUGUUUGGUUCUGCAUUCAGAUCAGAUGGUAGCAGUAAUCUAAAAAAAUUUCACACGACAGACACAUUUACAGCAGCUCUGAACAGAUAAAAUUGUUCUAAAUGGGACCAUGAAGCGUUACAGAAAUUUGAAGACAUCAAUGUUAUGGUUUUGUAGUACAAACCCACAAAAACAUCCACCUCUUCUCUCACGUCACAGUAUACUGAACUGCUACUGUGUAUUCAGUGCUAUUUAGCUCAGCCCAUGACAUCUUUUCCACUGUAUUUGAUAUUUGAUAAUAAACUGGCACUGGAACCAUUGUAUUGUUGGGUUCUUCAUGUUAAA